UUGAUUUAGUAGGAAGUGCUGGAAGCACAGAGAGCCUCGCAGUGGGGUUUUUUUUCUCUUCGUUCUCUCCACCCCCUUCAUUGUAUAGUCAUUCUCCUUCCCGGCCAGGCACGCAGCCUGACAUGACAUAUGGAGCUGCUUCUACAUUAGGGGAGGGGAGGGGCGUCCCUGAAACAUUACACUGCAGGGUCAGCACAACAUGAAGGAUACCCUCACCCUCCUCUCUAGGGUUAGUGCCCACCCAGACUCCCGCUGCUGGUUUUUAGCAUGGAAUCCCUCUGGAACGUUGCUGGCUUCCUGCGGGGGAGAUCGCACUAUCAGGAUCUGGGGCAAAGAUGGAGAGGACUGGGUGUGCAAGUCAGUCCUUGGUGAAGGACAUCAGCGCACAGUCCGGAAAGUUUCCUGGUCACCCUGCGGUAAUUAUUUGGCUUCUGCCAGUUUUGAUGCCACCACUUGUAUCUGGAUGAAGAAGAAAGAGGAGUUUGAGUGCAUAACCACCCUGGAAGGACAUGAAAAUGAGGUGAAAUCUGUAGCCUGGGCACCUUCAGGAAACCUUUUGGCCACUUGCAGCCGUGACAAGAGUGUUUGGGUGUGGGAAGUGGAUGAAGAGGAGGAGUAUGAGUGUGUCAGUGUACUGAAUUCUCACACUCAGGAUGUAAAGCAUGUGGUAUGGCACCCUAACCAAGAGCUCUUGGCAUCUGCCAGUUAUGACGACACUGUGAAGCUGUACCGGGAGGAGGAAGAUGACUGGGUGUGCUGCACCACAUUAGAAGGACACACGUCCACUGUUUGGAGCUUGGCCUUUGAUCAGACGGGGUCGCAGUUAGCCACCUGCAGUGAUGACAAGACUGUGCGCAUCUGGAGGCAGCUAGGAACUGGAGAACAAGGAAACAAGAGUGAGCCCAAUUGGAAGUGUGUGUGCACUCUGACUGGAUAUCACACCAGAACUGUGUAUGAUGUGAACUGGAAUCAUGUGACAGGAGCCAUUGCUACAGCCUGUGGAGAUGAUGCCAUCAGGAUAUUUGAGGAGGAUCCUGGAUGUGACGACUUGCAGCCGACCUUCUCCCUGACUGCUCACAUGCCUCGUGCCCAUAGCCAGGAUGUCAACUGUGUGGCCUGGCACCCCAAGGAGACUAGUUUAUUGGCUUCAUGCAGUGAUGAUGGAGACAUGGCAUUCUGGAGAUAUCAGGGGGGGGGGGUAGGCCAGGAGGUAGGGGGGGGCAACACAGGGGAGGGAUUUUAGCGCUGAAGGGGUUGACUUCUCCUUUAAAAGCAAACAUGGUUGCUAUGGGUUACUGCUCCUAAAACAAACAUAGUGCCUUUCAUUACAUAUGGCGGGGGAUUUGUUUUACCAGAAGUAGGGAGCUACUUUGUUUACCCUUUCCUCUGAUGCUUUAUACUUUUUUUCAUCGCUAGCACAAAAUUCCAUAUGGGUACUAAUUAAAUUAAUAACAUUAGCAUGUCAGUAGCAUGUAUAUUGAUACUAAGUAUCACCACAAAUUUUCAGUUACCCAGGCAACCGCAGUGCUCCUUUAUCCUGCAGCAAUGACAAGCGGAAAUCGCUGUAUCCUAAUUUUACUAAAGGCACGUUGGCGUUGUUAGUGAUCAUACCCACUGCCAUUUUAACUGCUGCCCAAUGUGCAGGACAUUCCGAUAUGUAGCAGUCGUAUCAUUAAUGCAAAUGGAUAUUCCGGAUUGCAAAGUUUUGCUAAUAAUAUAAUAUGAUCACCGGGUAAGGGCUGCGAUCAAAAUAUGUCCUGGCAUUUCAAGUACACAGAGCCCCAAACAGUCCCAAUAAAUGACGAUUGUCUGUGGCACUUCCCAGCAGCCCCUCUGGCAUUUGCCAGAACCUUCAGAUUUCCAAUGGAGGCCUGAUAAUGACUCUUUAAUUGUGCAUUAAACUCAGGGCCGAAACAUGGAUGUGCACUGGGCACGGUGUUGCAUUGGGUGUGGGUAUCUAUAAUACAUUAUUAUUAACAUGUAUUUAUAUAGCGCCAACAUAUUGCGUAGCACUGUAUAUGCCUAUUUGGAAGACUUUACAGGACCCAUCAAGGUCACUGCACAUUGAAUGUUGCUUCAAAAUGCUAGUGGGUAUAUAACAUUGUAUUGCCUUUGUAAAUAAACCUGCAGAAGAGAGA
This is a messenger RNA of Xenopus laevis (African clawed frog), 2138 nucleotides long. It is a transcript of the gene ciao1.L, whose product is annotated as cytosolic iron-sulfur assembly component 1 L homeolog. NCBI's taxonomy places the organism in Eukaryota, Metazoa, Chordata, Amphibia, Anura, Pipidae. The transcript is spliced from 8 exons. The record is from RefSeq and is a predicted model, not a curated record. The coding region runs from base 200 to 1243 and encodes 347 amino acids.